GCCAUUAUUAUCUCUUCCAAUAACUAAAUAAAUAAAAUCUAAAAAACAAAGCAAUUAUCUUGCUGCUAGAGAUAGAGAAACUCACAAGAGUCCCCAUAAACGGAAGCAGACAGCUUUGCCGCCACUUAUUUUAAGUUUCCACUACUGUUUUCAAUGGCCGUCUCUGCUCCUUCAUUUGCAUCCCUUACCUCACUAAGUUUUAUCUCCCCUUCUUCUUCUUUGAGUCCAGUGAAGUUUAAUCACCAUCGCUUGAUAAAGGGUAAGCGAAGCUCAAAUGGACGGUUGGUGAUUAAUUGCUCUUCUGAAAUGGGUCCGACUUCAGACCCCAUAAAUCUAAGGCAGCCUCAAAUGUCAUCAGUGGCUCCCUUUGGGGUGACAAUGAAUGAGCAAUCUUAUAGAUGGCAAAGGGUUUUGCUUAAAGUAAGUGGAGAAGCACUUGCAGGAGACCAAAUGCAGAAUAUUGACCCUAAGGUUACAAUGGCGAUUGCAAGGGAGGUUGCAACUGUGACACGCCUUGGCAUCGAGGUUGCAAUUGUUGUUGGUGGGGGGAAUAUCUUCCGUGGAUCUUCAUGGGCAGGAUGCAGUGGUCUUGACCGGUCAUCAGCUGAUUACAUUGGGAUGCUGGCAACUGUCAUGAAUGCUAUAUUUCUUCAAGCAACAAUGGAGAGUAUUGGCAUCCCAACAAGGGUUCAAACUGCAUUUCGCAUGUCAGAGGUUGCAGAACCAUAUAUCCGUAGAAGGGCCGUAAGGCAUUUGGAAAAAGGAAGGGUUGUGAUUUUUGCAGCUGGAACUGGAAAUCCAUUUUUCACCACAGAUACUGCUGCAGCACUACGUUGUGCAGAAAUUAAUGCACAGGUUGUGUUGAAAGCUACAAAUGUUGAUGGAGUUUAUGAUGAUGAUCCAAAGCGUAAUCCAAAUGCUCGUCUUCUUGAAGAUCUAACUUACCAUGAGGUGACUUCAAAAGAUCUUUCAGUGAUGGACAUGACUGCCAUUACUUUGUGCCAAGAAAAUAAUAUUCCAGUUGUUGUCUUCAAUCUAUCCAAACCGGGUAACAUUGCAAAAGCAAUAAAGGGAGAAAGGGUUGGCACGUUGAUUGGAGGGACAUGCAAUUCAACAGUAGCAAGGACAUGAUGAUUACUUCCAUUUGUUUGCUGCUUCAACUAUUGUAGCUUAGGAUUUUAGAUUAGAGGCUACUUGCUCCUUGUGCAAACAGCUUAUUCGUUGGAAGCAUCUCGGAGCUUGCAUUGGAAGUUAGAAGAUAAAAGCAUGCCAGGGUUGAAACCAAAACAUCAUCAAAAUUUGCCAGCUGAGGUACCUACUAAAGUUAAUUUUGUAAAUAAUUUUGUCAAAUAUUGGAUUCUUUUGAACUGCAUUGUAUUUUUGACGGUGAAAAUUUUGUUGCAGUGUUGGUCAAGCAACUUAUUCUUAUUCA
Messenger RNA from Populus nigra (black poplar), 1432 nucleotides. RefSeq names its product uridylate kinase PUMPKIN, chloroplastic-like. The record is from RefSeq and is a predicted model, not a curated record. NCBI's taxonomy places the organism in Eukaryota, Viridiplantae, Streptophyta, Magnoliopsida, Malpighiales, Salicaceae. Gene Ontology annotation, molecular function: UMP kinase activity. The coding region runs from base 154 to 1131 and encodes 325 amino acids. Gene Ontology annotation, cellular component: cytoplasm. The transcript is spliced from 7 exons. Gene Ontology annotation, biological process: UDP biosynthetic process.